Messenger RNA from Portunus trituberculatus (swimming crab), 1422 nucleotides. It is a transcript of the gene MCTS1, whose product is annotated as malignant T-cell-amplified sequence 1-like. NCBI's taxonomy places the organism in Eukaryota, Metazoa, Arthropoda, Malacostraca, Decapoda, Portunidae. Gene Ontology annotation, biological process: formation of translation preinitiation complex. Bases 138 to 686 code for a protein of 182 amino acids. Gene Ontology annotation, molecular function: RNA binding. The transcript has 4 exons. The record is from RefSeq and is a predicted model, not a curated record.
AUAUUAAUGAUGAUUAAAGUUUAGAUAUUACUAGAGCCAUGACUGAGAUGCAGUGUGCGCCGAAGACUCCAGGAGCAGCAGACAGCCGAGGGGUCGCCGCCUUAUUUCUCUUGUCGUGAUAUUUACUCACUGCAGUCAUGUUUAAAAAGUUUGAUGAGAAGGAGUCUGUGUCAGGCACCCAGCAGCUCAAGUCUUCUGUACAGAAGGGAAUACGCAACAGAUUGGUGGAGUCCUUCCCUUCACUUGGGGAUUACCUAGAGAAGAUACUGCCCAAGAAAGAUGCCUUUAGGAUUGUGAAAUGUCAUGAACACAUAGAGCUGUUGGUGCGCAGUGAUGGGGAGUUGCUGUUCUUCAGACAGAGGGAAGGCACCUGGAUGCCCACCUUAAAACUCCUACACAAAUAUCCCUUCAUGCUGCCCUGGAUGCAAGUAGACAAAGGUGCCAUCCGCUUCAUUCUCAGUGGUGCCAACAUCAUGUGCCGCGGAUUAACUUCCCCAGGAGCCAAGAUGUCAGAAGUGGCUCAAAGUACAGUGGUAGCAGUGAUGGCAGAAGGGAAGCAACAUGCUCUUUGUGUGGGUGUCACUUCUCUCUCCACACAGGACAUAGCCAAAACCAAUAAAGGGGUGGGCAUAGAGAACUGUCACUAUCUUAAUGAUGGAUUAUGGUACAUGAAGCCAGUAAAAUAAUUUUUGUCUUAAUUAGGUGAAUGUGAAAUGGCUGGGAGUCUUUUUUUAUCAUGCAUUUCAUAAAGUUCUAACGCCCUCAUGUGUCUUAUUAUUCUUUGUGAAAUCCGAGUUAUGUGUUGUGACACUAAUUACCUACCAUUAUUUCUCAUGUUGAAUAGAGUGGUGAUCUGUGGAAAGUAUUUAUUGUCUUGUUAGGUCUCUGUAAAAUGGACAUUAUUUUUUGGUCACACAUAUCUGUCUAGCUAUAUUGGUGCCAAGACAGGUAAAGAGGCCAGUUUGAAAAUUAAAUUUUCUUACCAGAGUUUUUAAUUACUAUUUGUGCAAUUUGGUUUUACCAGAAUAAAGAAUAUUCUGUACCAUCUUCAGGUAGGUAUAUAAUAUUUCUCUGUAGUACCCUGAAAUUAACACUACCCCUACAGAUGAAGGUCAUUUCUGUUUGUCAUGUGAAACUAAGCUGUGAUGGCAAGCCAUGGCUGUGCACUAGAAUUUCUCUUGGAAAGUGUAUGGUUUUGUCAUAGGAGUGACAAAGGACAUGAAACAUGUUCUUAGUCACUAUAAUGGUGAUGGUGUGAAGUCCUAGAAUAUGAAAAUUUGAUUUAAAAUAUUUCCUAUAAAACACUACCUGAGUAAAUAUAGCUUUCGAAAUUAACUACAGUAAGAUGUCCUGAGUGUAUAAAUUCCUUCCAUGGAAGUGACCAACUGUUGUGCUACAUGCUGAAUAAAAUGUAUCUGUGCA